AUGUCUGAUAACUUUCUAAAUGGCAGAGUACCAUCUUGGUUGUUUACUUUACCAUCUUUGGAGUCAUUACACCUUCACAACAACAAACUCACGGGUCCUAUUGAGGAGUUCCAUCAGCCUGUAGGUCCAUUGGAAAAAAUUCUUUUGAGGAAUAACAAGAUUCAUGUUCAAAUUCCAAAUUCCAUGUUUGAACUUUUAAACCUUUUAGAACUUGACCUUUCAUCCAACAAUUUGAGUGGCACUGUGAAGUCAGACAUGUUGUCCAACCUCAAAAAUCUCAGUUAUAUUAGCCUUUCCCAUAACCCCUUAUUGUCAUUAAUCACUCAAAAAGCCAACUUUACCUUGCCCAGUCUUGUCGGGGUCUAUUUCUCUUCUUGCAACAUAACCCAAUUUCCAAUUUUCUUAAGAACUCAAGAAAAAUUGUUGAAUCUAGACCUUUCAAACAAUAGAAUUUCUGGCAAGAUUUCUCAACGACAGCUGGAAUUGCUUCCCAAUUUGAACUAUUUUAAUCUCUCUGACAAUUUUUUGACAAGUGUUAAUUGUCCUAGAAACUUUUCAAUGAUGAAACUAAUGGUUCUUGACCUUCUAUCCAACUUGCUUCAAGGCCCAGUAACUAUGAUGCCAGAUGCACUUGAUAUGCGAAUCUUAUCACUUUCCAAUAAUAUUUUUACUGGAGAGAUCUCUUCAUACAUUUGCAAAUUAAGGUUUAUUAAAGUUCUUGACUUGUCUAACAAUAGCUUGAGUGGAACAAUUCCUAAAUGUCUAGGGAACUUUUAUUAUCUAUCAUUCUUGAAUCUGAGAAACAACAAUUUCCACGGUAGCAUCCCCCAAACAAUCCCGAUUAGAUCUAUUCAAUACCUUAACCUUAAUGGCAACAAGUUAGAGGGUUCGCUGCCUGCUUUGGUUAAUUGUAGUUAUUUGAAAGUUCUAGACGUUGGGAACAAUAUGAUUAAAGAUACUUUUCCUCAUUGGUUAGCGACCCUUCCCGAAUUACAAGUUCUAAUAUUAAGAUCUAAUAGAUUUCAUGGUCCCAUUGGAAAUCCCAAGACAAGAGUAUUGUUUCCUAAGCUGCGAAUACUUGACCUCUCUCACAAUCAAUUCACUGGUUUUUUGCCAACAAGAUAUUUUGAAAAUUUUAACAUGAUGCGUUGGGAUAAUCAUAAAGAUUAUUUGGAAUAUAUGGGAGUGACGAUUGAAGGGGAAAAUUUCAUUAAUAACUCUGUUCAAUAUUAUUCAAUUAUAUUGACAGUAAAAGGUGUUGAUAGGGAAAUAGAUAGAAUUCUAACCAUUUUUAUGAUGAUGGAUUUGUCAAACAAUCAAUUUCAAGAGCGAAUUCCAGAAGUAAUUGGAAAGCUUAAUUCCCUUCAAGUCCUCAACUUUUCUCACAAUAACCUUACAGGUCAUAUUCCACCAAUAUUAGAAAAUUUGACAGGACUUGAAUCAUUAGACCUCUCCUUUAAUAGCUUUGUUGGAGAGAUUCCUAAUCAGUUGACAAGUCUAUCAUUUCUUUCUGUAUUGAAUCUUUCAUACAACCGAUUGGUAGGCUCUAUACCUCAAGGAAGUCAAUUGAAUACAUUUCAAAAUGAUUCUUACAUUGGAAACUCUAGGCUGUGUAGACUCCCGUUGUCAAAUAAAUGUGGGGAUGAUGAACCACCAUCACCAAUACCGUCCAUCUACCAUGAAGGAGACGAUGGUUCGAGCUGGUUCGAUUGGAAAAUCGUUUUGAUGAGUUACGGAUGCGGAUUGAUUGAGGCUCAUAAUCAUAACAAAAGUGAAGAGAACCCAUCCAAGAAGAAGAAAUUAGUGACUUCAAGAGUUGCUCUUAAGAGUGGCUGGGACGUCUAUCACCACGCUUUGACCUUGGAAGUUUUGGAUUCAAAUGUAGAGAAAAUUAAGAUUUUGAUGAAAGAGGGAGUCGUUUUAGGGGCGCUUGUUUGUGGGGUUUUGGUGUUUGGUUGCAAGAGAGUUUUUGCUGUGGAAAGUGCAGUAAAUGCAGGCUAUGGAGUUAUUGGACAGAGCAUAUUGUUGUUGAAGAAUGCUUGGCCUAAAGUUUCUCAGGUUUUGAGAGUGUUUAAAGAACAAGGUUUGGUUUUGGCUGCGCUUUUGGGGUUGUCUGCGUUCUGUUCAGUGGUUGAGACGUCUAUCACCACGCUUUGA
Messenger RNA from Pistacia vera, 2157 nucleotides. RefSeq names its product receptor-like protein 19. The transcript is spliced from 4 exons. The record is from RefSeq and is a predicted model, not a curated record. Lineage: Eukaryota; Viridiplantae; Streptophyta; Magnoliopsida; Sapindales; Anacardiaceae. The coding region runs from base 1 to 2157 and encodes 718 amino acids. Gene Ontology annotation, molecular function: protein binding.